This is a messenger RNA of Cryphonectria parasitica EP155, 1908 nucleotides long. RefSeq lists its product as uncharacterized. The transcript has 2 exons. Lineage: Eukaryota; Fungi; Ascomycota; Sordariomycetes; Diaporthales; Cryphonectriaceae. Gene Ontology annotation, molecular function: phosphatidylinositol-4,5-bisphosphate binding. The record is from RefSeq and is a predicted model, not a curated record. Gene Ontology annotation, cellular component: exocyst. Gene Ontology annotation, biological process: exocytosis. The coding region runs from base 1 to 1908 and encodes 635 amino acids.
AUGGCUGUACGCAGCAAUCUCAGCCGGCAGGCUGCUGAGGAGGAGGCCGAAGUCGACGUGAUCAGGUCUCAUCUAGAGACAAGGGCGCAGAUGACCAAAAAGAUCGAGGCAGCCCUGGUCAAGGUGGUGAACAACGGAAACACCCUCGAUGGCGCUGUGCAGUCGCUGGGAACGGAGACCAAGAAGCUGCAGGAACUGAUCCAGAACAUCAGGUCCACGCGUGCCGAACUCGAGAGGAUCUCCCAACAGGCCGACAGCAAGAACGAUGACGAGAAGAUCAUCCGCAUGGGCCCGGAGAAGGCCGGGCUGACACAGUAUAUCAACGCGCUGAAGCGGCUGUACAAGACCUUGAACGCCUCCAAGACAUCGAGCCUGCGAACCACACAGGACGCGGUAGCAGAUCUGCAGAGGCUGAUCAAGUCCGGGAAUACGCAACUCGAGGCUUACUUUGACAAGCUCCUGCGAAGCGACACGCCGCGGUCCAUCGAGCCGCUCCGCUACAUCACCAAGAACGAGCCUUUCCCUGUCCUCUCCGAAGAUAAGAACUCCAAGCUGGGCGUGCUGAACGACUACAUCGCCAGGACACACCGAGAAAGCGGUGUCAGCGAGGAGUCACCAGCAGCCAAGAUCUACGCCGAAGUCCGAGGGCCUUACAUCCAAUUCACAUUAGCGAACCUGGCAUCUGCUAGUAUCACCACUGUGAAGAAGAAAAAUCCGACGGAUAUCUAUCGGGCUGGACCAAUGAGCGGCAUUGCCAUGUAUGCCCAGGCGAUCGAGGGCCUCUUGCGCGCCGAGUAUGAGAGUAUCUGCCGAGUCUUCUCGCGCGAGGACUGGGGUCCAGUCUUUUUGUCGACCAGUCAAGGCUCCAUCGCGGAACUGGCCAGGACGUUACGGGAACUGAACAUGCACAUUAAACAGCACUUGGCCGUGGACUGUUUCCUCGCGUAUGAAAUAGUGGAGGCUGUCUCAACCGUCUCCAACAACCUGGAGCAGGCAACUGGAGAGCUGAAGAUGCCGCUCACGUCGGCGCUCAAACCUAUCAAGGAGACCGCAAAGUCAUCUCUGUCUGAGCUGCUGGAGCUUAUGAAACAGAGGGUCAACGGUCUGCAGGCCUUACCUGCGGACGGCGCCCCAAUUCCGAUCGUUUCCGAGUCUAUACGGUCACUUCAAGGCAUGGUUGCCUUCAUACGUCCCGUGUCGAACAUCAUGAUAUCUCUGGGCGACGGUGGCUGGAAGUCUGCGACAGCGGCCAGGGGCGGAGUGGACAAUACGCCGAAUCUUUCCUCGUUCGACGUGACUGCAGACGGUCAACAGAUAUUCGGAAAUUACUGUAUCGACACGAUCGAGACGCUCUUCUCCUCGCUGGACGCCAAGGCAAGGAUGCUGUUUGGCAAGAAACCAGUGGUCGGCGUCUUCAUGGCCAACAACAUUACCAUCAUUGACCGAAUGGUUCGCGAAUCCGACCUCUGGCCACUACUGGAGCAGAAGAUGCCAUUUGUCAUCGACACCUGGCGCAAGAAGUCCAAGGGCUUGUACCUGGACAUGUGCAAGGAUGUAUCGGUGCACCUGCUCGACACAAUCCACACGUCGAGGGCGCAGCGGCCAACCUCGGGCCAAGGCGCUGUCGACUCGGCGUCCAUCAUGAAGGCCCUAUCAUCCAAGGACCGCGACAACAUCAAGGGCAAGUUUGUGGCCUUCAACGCCAGCUUCGACGAGAUGGUCAGGAGCCACAAGUCGUUCAAUAUGGAACCUGAGGUGCGGCGCAUGUUUGCGCGGGACGUGCAGCAGACGGUCGAACCGCUGUAUAACCGGUUUUUUGACAGGUAUCAUGAGGUCGACAAGGGCAAGGGCAAGUAUGUCAAGUACGACAAGUCGACCAUGUCCGGUGUCUUCCAUUCACUAUACUAG